Cajanus cajan (pigeon pea) is the source of this 630-nucleotide messenger RNA. Its product is annotated as zinc finger (C2H2 type) family protein. Gene Ontology annotation, molecular function: nucleic acid binding; zinc ion binding. The record is from RefSeq and is a predicted model, not a curated record. NCBI's taxonomy places the organism in Eukaryota, Viridiplantae, Streptophyta, Magnoliopsida, Fabales, Fabaceae.
GGCAAAGACGCCACUUAAAGUCUAUCUGUUGUUUAAGCAGAGACAUUUGAAGCGCCGUCGUUUCGUGCUUCCUUGCGUUGAAAGGGAAAACCCUAAUAGGAAGUGAAAUCAGAGCUGAAAAACCCUAACAAUUCAGAAAAGCUAAGAAUGGGAGGCAAAUGUCCGCACCGGCAUGUGAAGAAAAGAAGAUAUUCUCACAAAACCGCGCGCCGUACAAAAUUUGAGCUUAAAGGGGACGACAUGGUUUAUGCGCAGCUUAAUAAAACCGAUGAAGAAAGACCCCCUUUACCUCUAGAUGAAGAUUUGCCUGGGAUGGGCCAGUACUAUUGUCUCCACUGCGAUCGAUACUUCUCCAAUGUAGCUGUAAGGGAUGAGCACUUUAAGACCAAACGACACAAGAAGCGUGUGAAACAAAUGAUGGGUCCUGCACCACAUACUCAACUUGAUGCCGAUUUAGCUGCAGGCAUGGGUAUGCCAGACAAUGGACCAAAGCUGAUGUCUAUGUAAACUUAUUUUUGGUAGUAUGUGGGACAAUUGUUUUAGGAGCUGGUGUUAUAAAAUAUAGUUCUUGUUAUUAUAUUACAACAAAAGCAAUAUUAUAUUUCGAAUGCUAUAUUUUUGUUUAAUUUC